AUGCAAUUCUCUACCCUCAUCUCGGUCAUUCUCCCUAUGGCUCUAGUUGGCAAGGCGGCUGCCCAAAAGUCCUACUGUAGAGCCUUUGACAACACCAAUCUGUCUAAUGGUGCGUGCAGAGGCAUCGAAGGAGUUUGUACGACGGCUUGCCCGCGUGAAUGCGGAGCUGGUUUCGCGCUUCAAAGUGUAAACGAGGCCGAGGGCAAGUGCGGCUGCUUUUGCAAAAAGUAG
Messenger RNA from Colletotrichum godetiae, 231 nucleotides. RefSeq lists its product as uncharacterized. The coding region runs from base 1 to 231 and encodes 76 amino acids. The transcript has 3 exons. Lineage: Eukaryota; Fungi; Ascomycota; Sordariomycetes; Glomerellales; Glomerellaceae. The record is from RefSeq and is a predicted model, not a curated record.